CACCGCACAAUACAUUAUCCAUUUCUCAAGGAGAGAUAAAAAGAGUUGGUUUAGAUGAAAACACAAAUCCCAGGGAUAGAAAAUGGCAACUUUAUCAGUCCCAGUAGUGAAAUGGGGUUCAUUCCUUCCUAAGCAACAGAAUUCGGCGUAUCGCUGCACAGCAUUACCUUCAGGUGCAAUAAAUUCAAGCUCAAUGGAGGCAACUUCUUCAGAGGAAAGUUUUCUUAAGAGGAGGCCAAUAUUGCUUGGAGUAGGAGGUGCAUUAGUCACAAGUUUGUUUCCUGCAACUUCUGGUUUGGCUAAAGAAGGACUAGAAAACUAUCAAGCUUUUGUUGAUUUAAAAGAUGGAUAUACAUACUAUCAUCCUGAUGACUGGGUGGACUUUGAUUUUAGAGGACACGAUUCCGCAUUCAAGGACCGAUAUUUGCCGUUGCAAAAUGUUAGAGUGAGCUUUAUACCAACUGAUAAAAAAGAUGUACACGAAUUGGGUCCAAUGGAUGAGGUAAUCUAUAAUUUGGUGAAACACAAGUUUUCAGCACCAACUCAAACACCAACCAUAUUUGACAUGCAAGAGAGAACCGUUGAUGGAAGAAACUACUACACAUUUGAGUAUGAUUUAACAUCUAAAAAUUUCUCUCGCACUGCCUUUGCUACCAUCGCCAUCGGCAAUGGGAGAUAUUACACAUUGAUUGUUGGAGCCAACGAAAGACGGUGGAAAAAAGUACGAAACCAACUUAAAGUAGUAGCCGAUUCUUUCAAGGUUCUUGAGAUUUGAGAUAGUGUACUGCUUUUCUACAUGACACUCAAAACUUUUUAUAUGAAACUGAACAUAUGUAAAAUGAAGAUCAAGCAUGUAAAUUUCUUUCUGUAUCUCCAUAGCAUGAUUUAUGAGAAAAAUACAUGGUGUAAGAGACUAAUCUUCCUCACAACCAUCACAAAUGAAGUUCAAAAUUUCUCAACUUA
Molecule: messenger RNA, 963 nt
Organism: Papaver somniferum (opium poppy)
Lineage: Eukaryota; Viridiplantae; Streptophyta; Magnoliopsida; Ranunculales; Papaveraceae
Product: photosynthetic NDH subunit of lumenal location 1, chloroplastic-like
Exons: 8
Coding region: 83-775 (230 amino acids)
Biological process (GO): photosynthesis
Cellular component (GO): extrinsic component of membrane; photosystem II; photosystem II oxygen evolving complex
Molecular function (GO): calcium ion binding
Source: RefSeq, a predicted model, not a curated record